Molecule: messenger RNA, 819 nt
Organism: Capronia epimyces CBS 606.96
Lineage: Eukaryota; Fungi; Ascomycota; Eurotiomycetes; Chaetothyriales; Herpotrichiellaceae
Exons: 2
Coding region: 1-819 (272 amino acids)
Source: RefSeq, a predicted model, not a curated record
AUGGACCUCCUGGCCACGGUGCGCAAGGAAGGUUCGCGAGGUGGUCGCGGCGAAUUCAAGUGGUCCGAGGUGCAGACAUCUACUCGUCGUGAGCAUUAUCUGGGCCAUUCUUUGAUGGCACCCGUGGGACGCUGGCAAAAAGGUCGCGAUCUCAACUGGUACGCGAAGGGCGGGACCGAUACGGAAACCGAGGAGGAAGCCGCUGCCAGAGCUGCAAGAGAGCGGAAAGAAGAAAUUCAACGAAUCAAGGAGGCUGAAGAGGACGCACUCGCAAGAGCCUUGGGCUUACCUGUUGCACCACGGAAUAACCCCAACAUGGAAGAAUUAGGCGCCCGCCGCGAGGUUGGCAAGAUUUUGAAGGAGUCCACCGAAGAGAACGAAACUGCGGGUUCACAAGGUGUCGGAUACGGGCGCCUUGCAGGGGUGUCAGGAUCAACGGAGACGGAACCCAUAGUGGAACGGUUGGAAGGACAUAGAAGCGGACAAGACACCGAGCUUCAGUAUGCAUUGAAGGAAUACAACAGACGCCAUGGUGUCGGAGCAGAGACCGCCGCAGAGAUCGCCACAGAGAUUAUGAGCAUCGAAGAAAGCACAGAGAUGAAGGUCAUCGACGAAGCCACCACCGGUCACCCUCAGCUGGCCGCCACGAGAGCAGACGCCCUAGGUCGGCCUCUCGCGACAAACAUCGCGGUCACGGUCGGCGAGAGAGAUCGAGAAGCAGGUCCCCCGGUCGUCGCCGCCAUCAAACUGACCAUGGCGGGCGCGACAGUAGAAGCCGACACGAAAGACGCUAAUUUCCACUGGGUGUUGAUUCCGUGA